CGCCCCUCUCCGCCUCCUCUCCCUCCUCAAACCCCGCCCCCUCCUCGCCCUCGAGGUCUUCGACUGGAGGCGGAAGCUCCCCGACGCCCCCCCGCCGCUCCCGGAGGAGUUCGCCGCCGCUAUUGCCCUCGCCGGGCGCGCCCGCAACGUGGCCCUCGCUGCCGACCUCUUCGCCGAGGCGGCCGCGGCUGGGCGCGACUCCUCCCUGUAUAACGCCCUCAUGGCCGCCUACAUGCACAGCGGACACAUCACCAAAGCCGUUUCCGUGUUCGACGAGCUCCGGAAGGACCCCGCCUGCGAGCCCAACGUCGUCUCCUACAAUAUCUUGCUCUCGCUCUACGGUCGCCACGUGCUGAUAGAUCAAAUGGAGUCCGUGCUCCGCACAAUCGACGAGUCCGGGAUCUCCCGCACGCUCGAAACUUACAAUAUUGCGAUUGCAGGCUACCUGAUUGGUAAAAUGUGGGACCGAAUGGAGAGCACCUUUCGGGCAAUGGAAGAUGGGCCCGUGCAGCCGGAGCUGAGCACUCAUUUCUUGAUGCUCCGUGGUUAUGCGUUUGCGGGUGAUCUGGAGAAGAUGGAGAGGAUGUAUGAGAUGGUACGGAAAGAAGUCAACAGCAACGAGAGGGCACUGAUUCCUGUAAUGAUCUGCGCGUAUUGUAAGAGUAAAGACCCGAAAAGAAUCCAGAAGAUUGAGGACUUGAUGAGGUUACUAAACGAGGAUGAGUACAGGCCGUGGCUCCAUGUGCUUUUAAUCAGGGUUUAUGCACAGGAGGGUUCGGUCGAGGUGAUGGAGCGGCUCAUAUCCGAGGCCCUGCAGCGGAACAUGGAGAUCUCAUCGGUAGGUGUGGUGAGGUCGAUUUUGGCUACUUACUUUCGGUGCAAUGCAGUUGAUCGGCUGGCUAGAUUCAUUUGGCAAGCUGAGGUAGCCGGUUGGAGGCUAUGCCGAGAUUUAUAUCAUUGCAAGAUGGUGUUGUAUUCUCGACAGAAUCGUUUGGAGGAGAUGCACAGGGUUAUAGAUGAGAUGGAGAAUUAUUGGGUUGAUAGGGAUAAACGGACGUUUGUGAUCUUGUACAAGGCUUAUUCCAAUGCAGGGAGGAGGUUGGAAGCAGACACGGUGCUUGGGAUGAUGUGGAAGCAUGGGUUUGCGUUGACCCGGAUGGCUUCUUUGCCUAACUAGUGAGUGAAGACUGCUGGAAGGAUUUCUCAUACUAUAUUGCGGCUGACAGAAAGGGAGAUUUGAUUCCCUUAGCUAUGGAGAUAUUAACUCAGCUUGAAGGCUAACAUCUCCCAUAAUGCAUGGUUUGGAAAUUUUCGGUUGAGAGGUGGAGCAUGCGGGAAAAGCAGUUCUAAAACAUGGUUUCUUCAUCCCAUUUAUUCUUUGGCGGCCAGGUCCAAUUUUCUUUUCCCUACAACAUUGGACCCUAGAUGGAAACACUAAUAACCAAAUUACCAGAACUACACAAUCAAAUUUUUUUUUUCUUUUACAUUACUGCCCAAUGUAUUCGAAGUGUCUUCGUGCUUGUAAUAGCCUUUUGUUUUCUUGUAAUACAUCAUCACCCGUAGUUGUAUGCAAUGCAACAUAGAUUUUGAUUUGUA
This is a messenger RNA of Ananas comosus (pineapple), 1596 nucleotides long. RefSeq names its product pentatricopeptide repeat-containing protein At2g30780-like. Gene Ontology annotation, molecular function: protein binding; mRNA binding. Bases 221 to 1177 code for a protein of 318 amino acids. The transcript has 3 exons. The record is from RefSeq and is a predicted model, not a curated record. Lineage: Eukaryota; Viridiplantae; Streptophyta; Magnoliopsida; Poales; Bromeliaceae.